Arctia plantaginis is the source of this 1254-nucleotide messenger RNA. The record is from the annotation of a GenBank genome assembly. Lineage: Eukaryota; Metazoa; Arthropoda; Insecta; Lepidoptera; Erebidae.
AUGGGGAAAAUUGGUAUUUCAAAGAAAGGAAAAGUGGAUAAGAUGGUGCAAAAAAGACGUGUUUCAUGUGCUAAUAAAUACCAUAUCAGAAUGACGGGUUCAAGUAUCAAACAACGGCCAGUUGGCAAACACAAAGAAAUUCAUGAGGAGCCUGUCCAAGUGAAGAAAUCAAAGUACUGGGAUCCUUUAACAGAAGGAGUCAAAUGGAUAGAAAAAUAUGGUGACUCCCUAGAGAAGUUCUUUGAAAAACUGCCAGAGUUCCUAAGUACCUUUAUUGCCACCUUAGCUAUAUUCACAUUUGGAGCUACUUUAAGAGGAGAAUGGGUGGUCAUCCUGGUGACAGCUUUAAAACAGUUGACUGGCCAAACUCAGACGAAUGUCAACACAACAACAGAUCUUCUAGAAUUAUUCACAUCAAGGAACAUGAAGAUGGAAAACUUUUUGUUCAUAUUCAUUGGGGCUCAUAUUGUCUCCAUGAGCAUGUAUUUCUUGAUCGGAGGAUUCUUACAUUGGUACUUCUAUGUAAAAAGGAGGCAUAUAGCAAAAGAGUGGAAAAUACAGCCUGAAAAGUGGUUAUCACCAGAGCUCGAGCGACAUGAGAUUAUGGUGGGCACCUUAUCUUUGAUCAUCACGGGCAGUUUCUCAGCAUUCCUCGCUUGCUACAUCUUCAAUGGAAACCCUUCUACUGUGUACUUCCAAUUUGACGAAUACGGCUGGUGGUGGUUCUUCCUGCAGUUCCCUGUUAUCUUCCUUUAUAAUGACUACACCACUUAUAUUCUCCACCGCAUGUACCAUACUCCAUGGUUGUACAAGCACUUCCACAAGUUGCACCACAAAUAUAAGCAGCCCACCGCUUUCUCUGUUACCGCUAUCCAUCCCGUUGAAAUAAUGCACGUUCAGCUCACUAUGUGCUUGCCGCUGUUCUUCUGUCCCGUUCACUGGCUUCCAUUCUACAGCAUCGCCAUAUACGUUUACUACCAUGGAAUCAUUGAUCACUCAGGCAUCAACUUUAAAGCCCAGUGGUGGCAGCCUUGGCAGCCCGACGCUGAUUUCCACGAUAAGCACCAUGAGUUCUUCCAUUGUAACUUCGGUUUUAACAUGUCUAUAUGGGAUAGACUACAUGGUACGAUGAGAAAGAAGAACCUUGUCUAUACUGAAGAGACGUUCCACGGAGAAGCGCCAUCUGCCAGCACAGAUAAAGGAAAAGCGAUACUCGCACAGAAUCCUGAGUUAUUAGAAAGUCUGGAAAAAUAA